GUCGGCCCUGUUCCAUCUUCAAGCCCUCAAGGUACAUUGUGUCGCGUCUCAACAAAGAAGUAUGUUGUUCUCCAAAUAUCCCCCCCGACAGAAAACAAUCGCGCGCUUCGGGAGACAUACAAUGGUCGAGGCUCUUCAAUCCAGCAUCCACCACCACAUCCUUCGCCUUCUCGUCACUACUGACAGGUAGCGGGGCAACUGGGAGCUCUGAGCCCGAGCCCGAGCCGUUCGCAGGUUUACACAUGGAAAACGUCCGUUGCCGUCGUCAUAAAUUCGUUGUCGCUCGCCGUGUUCUCUCAGUUCCUUGGGUUAGUUAUGUGUGUGUCCGUACGUCGAAGAGCACUCAAGCCCUUUAAAAAAUAUCGCGAUAAACCUGGGGAGCGUGUAAAAGUCAAAAAAGCCAACCCAUUCGCAAUUCGGUUUUGCGUCGCAGCGGAGACCCGAUUUGUUCCUCCUCCGUCCCAGAUCCAACAACUUGGAAGGCAAAGGCAGCUCUGUCUGCAAACUCCCCUGGAUGCUUCUCCUUGGCAGCAGCCCUUAAAUUUAUCUUGCAGUUCGUCCGUCCCUCUGUGAGACCAAUACAAGGCGAUCAGUUAGUCGUGUGUUGUGCCAAAUCACAAGCUUGCGUAACUUCGACCCCUGUAUUACACGUUAAGUGUACUAUACCGUAAAAUAUACACCACCAAUUACAUCACUCAGUGGGAUAUCUCAUUCACACUUCAACUCGCUCACUCUUCAACAUCACACAACUCACAACCCAAACCCCAAAAUGUCUGUUCAAUACCCCCUCAAAGGCAAAAUCGCCCUCGUAACCGGUGCUUCCUCAGGCAUAGGCCACGCAAUCGCCAAACGCUUCGCCCAAGAAGGCGCCAAAGUCAUCAUGGCCUCCCGCAAAGCCGGCGUAAAGCCCAAGUUCGACCGCAGGCUCGUCGUAGGCUUCAACAAUCCCACCCUCCACGUCCCCUACCACAUGAACAUAACAGUCAAAGAACACUGGGAAACCCUCCUAAAACGUCACCCCAAAAUCGACAUGCUCAUCAACUCAGCCGGCAUCUCCCAAACCAAACUCCUCCUUCACACCGGCAAGUUUGAAAUCGACGAGCUCCUCUCCACCAACCUCCUCGGCACAAUCCUCGGCUGCAAGUACAUCGGCAAGUCCAUGAUCGCCCACACAACCGCGGCCCGCCGCUCAGCCAAAGCCGCCGCCGCCGCCCACUGGGAGUCCAAACUCUCUUCUCCCUCAACCCCAUCAUCAUCUGAACCAGUCCAAGAAAUUGACAUCACCACCGAACAAGCCGAGCUCCCCCAAAGUCAAAAACUCACCCCAGAAGAAGAGGAGGACGAAGAAACAACCCCCAUCACCCCCGAACCCCCCCAGCUCCACCCAGGAAGCUACAGAACUGGCUCCCAGGGCGUCAUCAUCAACAUCGCUUCCUUGCUGGCAACAAAAGCAAUCACAGGCAGCGCAGUCUACGCCGCCACCAAAGCCGGGGUUUUGGGAUUGACAAAUACUCUAGCAAUGGAGUACGGACAGUCGGGUGUAAGAGUCAAUGCUAUUGUACCAGGAUACAUCCAUACCCCAAUGACAAAAGAUAUGACCAACAUCGACAAAUUACAAAACCUCAUCCCCCUCCAACGCUUCGGCACCCCAGACGAAGUCGCCGAUGCCGCCUCCUUCCUCGCCAAAAACCAGUACGCUAAUAACUGCAUUCUCAACCUCGAUGGUGGACUCAGCGCUUGAACUCACCUCUCUCGAUAUUUCAAAGAGUCGGAAGAAUUAAUCAUCAAUGACAAUCGCCCCCCCACUACUACUACCACCAGCGUCCAAAGGCGCAUCGUCCACUAUGACGAUAUCGCCUUCCUCAUCAGCACCAGCAGCGAUUGUCUUGACCUUCUUCGCAAUCCCCUCUUCAUUAUCGGGGUGAGAGCGCUUAGCGGGCGUGACACCGUCAGUAGGCUUCUUGAGGGAGACCACAAGCGGGGGACUAUCGCUGGCAGCGCCGUUGGUUUCCGUAGCCGGCUGCUUAGGCUUGGCUGGGAUCUCGAUCUUCUUCUCAGAGGAGAAAACCCCCUUGACGGGUUUAUCCUCGAGGGGCUCUUUCCUGGAUGGGAUGUCAGUCAACUGGUCUGGUGAGGGAAAUAAAUAACCGAGACGUACGAUUCUGAAAGGGCGACAACCACAUUGACGAGCUCGUCAUCCUCGUCGGUAAUGGUCAAGAAGGAGUCAGAUUUGAUGCCUGUGUACAAUACUGUUAGAAAUACCCUGUAAAGCCUUCAUGAAUAACGAAACAGGAAAACAUACCAAGCUCGGACAACUUCUUCUCCA
Messenger RNA from Podospora pseudocomata, 2326 nucleotides. RefSeq lists its product as uncharacterized. The record is from RefSeq and is a predicted model, not a curated record. The coding region runs from base 770 to 1741 and encodes 323 amino acids. The transcript has 3 exons. NCBI's taxonomy places the organism in Eukaryota, Fungi, Ascomycota, Sordariomycetes, Sordariales, Podosporaceae. Gene Ontology annotation, molecular function: oxidoreductase activity, acting on the CH-OH group of donors, NAD or NADP as acceptor.